AUUAGGUUUAUAUAAACAUAAUUAGUUCCUAAACUUGAUUAGGAAACAAUAAUUGUUUCUUUUGUGGAUAAGGCACGUAAAGGGGCAUAAGCCCAGUAGUAAUUCCUCAUGUGUUAGGGAACAAUAAGGAGAAUGUAUCAUCAUAAGUAUUGGAGAAUGUUAGUUGACAAUAACUCUGAUUUUUUUUUGACGAAACAAAAACCCUAAACGGAAGAAGUCCCUUUCUUACGAUGCAAGGAACAAAAUCUCUGGCUUGUACACAGAGAGAAACGUCCGUUGUUCAGCUCCGAAAGAGGCAAGGUUGGAAGGAAAGUACUGGUCUGGGAAUCAUCAAACAGGGACUAGGAGCAGAGACAAAUAUACAAAGGAGGAAGAAAACAGACAAGUCUCAGGCUACAACUUCUCCAAAUAGUGAAAAAGUGUCCAGUGUUAUUGGUGAUUCUUCUGAAUCAAGCAAUUCAUUGGCUGCUAUCAAUUCUUCUAACAUUGGAUUUCAGCUCCUAAAGAAGCAUGGCUGGAAGGAAGGUACUGGUCUUGGAAUCGCUGAACAAGGUAUAUUGGAGCCUCUACAAGCAGAGCCAAAACAUAACAAACAAGGACUAGGAUCUGAAAAACCAGCUAAGAGAAAAGCGGCACAGACUCAGGAUACAUCUUCUGAAGAAGUAUCAAAGAAGAGCAAGAAACUUUCUAAGAAAUUGCGGAAGAUGAUUGAGCACGAAAAACGCUUAGCUGAAAACGAAUUAGAACGAGCCUUCCGCAGGGAGUUCUGGCCUGAUAAUAUAUAACUAGGUUUUCUCAUUUUGUUCUUAUUGACCCUAGAUGU
Molecule: messenger RNA, 823 nt
Organism: Arabidopsis lyrata subsp. lyrata
Lineage: Eukaryota; Viridiplantae; Streptophyta; Magnoliopsida; Brassicales; Brassicaceae
Product: G patch domain and ankyrin repeat-containing protein 1
Exons: 1
Coding region: 231-785 (184 amino acids)
Molecular function (GO): nucleic acid binding
Source: RefSeq, a predicted model, not a curated record